Molecule: messenger RNA, 4395 nt
Organism: Hermetia illucens (black soldier fly)
Lineage: Eukaryota; Metazoa; Arthropoda; Insecta; Diptera; Stratiomyidae
Gene: Ugt50B3
Product: UDP-glucosyltransferase 2
Exons: 7
Coding region: 1416-2981 (521 amino acids)
Molecular function (GO): UDP-glycosyltransferase activity
Source: RefSeq, a predicted model, not a curated record
UUGUCUCUAGCACUAGCUUUUUAAUUUUCAUUUAGUUGUAAUGUUUCAUAUCGAAAGAUCGCUGAGUGGUCUCUGAGCGGUCUUCGAGCGAUCUUAGUCUAUCGAAAAUAUAUCGCGCGAAACGUAUCUAAUCCGUAAGAAAGUGGUCGUUAGAUACGGGAGUGUGGCUCAGUUGUGCAGCGGUGGUUCGGUUAAUUUUGGCUCUUGGAUGCAGGCAUAGCCAUUGUACUAGAUUUUACUUUCUUUGAUCGCACGAUUUUCCAUUAAUUGUAUCUAUGAAUGCCAGUUGAAGAGGAACCGCAUGUGGAGGAAACAAAAAAUUCAUCUGAAUUCAAACUUUGUUCAAAACCAUCCAAAAUCGAAGACUCGAGGCUUGUGGAAGUUAGUGGAAAGUGCAGGAAAAAAUCCAUAUGACUCACUGUGGAAAUUUCGCGAUAAUAUUUGAGGAAAUUAUGCAUCUCGUCUGGGCAAUUGUGUUUGGAAUGCAAUGAAUUUACUUUCAAAAGUACGAAACCAAUUCACGAUAGGUCAUCGCCGACAUCUCGAAGGUAUUUCCGGAGGCCCAUUCCCUUCAUCAAUUUCACUUUCGACAGGGGCCAGCUGCGUGUGGGUUCAAAGAAAGUUUGACCGUGAUCUUCAGUAGCUUCGUGUGCUUCCCGGGCUACCAAAAAAGUCAUCUGACUGAUUGGACCAGUACGAAAGUGGCCUAUUCCAGUCGUUUACAAGACAUCAAACAACAUAAAUUAACAUAGAUAGUCGUGAACAUUUUGGACUCCUACGAUUUCGUCGCUCAACCAUUUCGCCAACCUAAAUCAACUCAAAAUUGUUUACGAUCAACUUGUUAAAGGUCCGUAAUCCGCUCCCGAAACGGUCUUAGAUAUGUUUCGAUUGAAUUUCAAGUAGCUUCGUGGCUUUUAUGCAACAGUUGCGUUAAUGUACGCUACUUGCACUCCGAGUACGCAACACACAUGUUAUUUUACCCACAUAUCAUUCGUACGUACGUAGUUGACGCAACGGCCCCAAUUGCAGAGUUGUAAUUUUUAGUGUUUCGGCAACAUUCCGUGGACGCAAACCAGAUCGCGGUACACAUGUAGCUGGUGUUGUGGUAUCGCGAGGUUCGUUAUGCAAAUGUUGUGCGCAAAGAGAGAAAGUGUUAUUUGAAUUUUGUUGAAUUUUUUAAUUUAUGUUGAUAGUUUUCGUGUUUCUUUUUUGAGUACAUAUAGUACUUGCUACAGUAUCGUUAUUUCCUUCAGUUCGGAAUUUUUUGGGAGUAAUCUUUGUGCUGUGUAAACAGUGAGAUUUUGCGUGAACAAGCCGUUACUGCGGAUACGAAGAAAAAACACUGAAUUUAAAUUUAGGUUCCGGCUUUUUAUUUGGAAUAGGAGAAUUUUGGGCGGAAUCCACGCGCUUUGCCGAUGCAGAUAUUGGAAACACUUUUCAGAAUGAGGAGUACAAUAGGAAUACUGCUGCUAGUCAGUAUAGGGACUACGUGGUCAGCAGAUAUUUUAAUGGUUACCAUGGGUGGAACAAAAUCACAUAAAAUUCCAUUUUGGGAGCUCGCCAGAGGACUUAUUUCACGAGGUCACAACGUGACAUUCCUAAGUGGAUUCCCGGCUGAUUUCUCUCUCAGUGGAUUAGAGGAAAUCACUCCAUCUCAUCUGGUCGAAUACAUUCAGAAUUAUACAAAUUGGGAUCUUCUAGGACGACGAAUGUCCGGUGAAAUGCCCAUUACAGUUUGGGAUACUAUACGAUAUGCAUUUGAGUCAUGUGAGGCAAUGUACAACGAUGCUGAAACGAAGGAGAUGCUGUACCGAAGUUUUGACCUAACAAUCCUGGACGGAGCCUUUCCAGAAUGCGCAUUGGGCCUAGUCUACAAAUUCAAAACACCAUUUAUGUAUAUCAACACAGUCGGAUUCCACGUGGGCAGUAUGUCCACUGCAGGCAAUCCAACUCCUUUCUCGGUGACCCCUGCCUUUUUUAGUUCAUUCACCGAUACUAUGAACCUAUUUCAAAGAGCUUUAAACACAGGGAUGCAUAUAAUGGCGAACCUAAUGCAUGUGGUAGUCGUAUUCGGUCUUGAAAGGAUCCUUCGUAGACAGAUCAGCAGUGAUGUCCCCGGAAUAUACGAAAUGUCAAGGAACGUCAGUUUCAUCCUUCAAAAUGGUCAUGCCACAGUUAGUUAUCCCCGCCCUCUCCUUCCAAACAUUGCUGAAAUAGCGUGCAUACACUGCAAACCAGCUGGAGCUUUACCCAGUGAACUAGAACACUUUAUAAACGGUGCAGGAGAGACUGGUUUUAUAUAUGUCUCAAUGGGAUCAUCAGUGAAGGCCGCAAAUAUGCCUGAGCAUCUUCGUCGUCUUCUUGUUCAAACUUUUGCCCGACUUCCUUAUCGAGUUCUUUGGAAGUGGGAAGGAAGCACAGCCGGAAUGCAUGAUUUAACUCCAAACGUUAUGCUUAGCCGAUGGCUGCCACAACAGGACAUUCUCGGACACAGGAAGUUGCGAGCUUUUGUAACGCAUGGAGGUCUUCUAAGCAUGUAUGAAACUGUAUACCAUGGAUCACCAGUGGUGACUAUGCCAGUUUUUUGUGAUCAUGAUUCAAAUGCAGCCAAAGCAGAAGUAGAUGGUUAUGCAAUUAAGCUACAAUUAGAAACACUAACUUCUGAUAAGUUGUAUAAAGCUAUCAUUAAGGUCAUUCACGAUCCCAGAUAUAGACAGGCGGCUAAGAAACGGCAAAGACUGCUAUUGGACCAAAGAUCGUCACCUUUAGAUACAGCUAUUUAUUGGACAGAAUAUGUAUUAAGGCAUAAUGGUGCCUACCAUCUUCAAACACCUGGAAGGAAUUUAAGCUGGAUACAAUACUAUCUCAUCGAUGUCUUCCUACUCUACGUUGGACUCGCUACACUAUUUUUAUAUCUUUUCCGGAAGCUAGUACGUCAUGAGCUCAUAGCAACUUUACAGAAAAAAGAAAAAAUCAACUGAAAUACCAAAGCGAUUGCGUAUAGAAGCGUAUCUUCUCCUUUUAGGGGAGUCAAGAAAUCAAAAAAGAAUAAAAAUUGGAGAUUUAUUGUUAAUUUGAUGGCACUAUGGUUACCUAAUUAUCUAAAAUGAAGACAAUCGUUAAUGUAAAUAUCAAUAAGGAUUUAUUGUAAUUUAUAUGUUAGUUUUAUUAUUAUAUUUUAGCGUUCAAUUAAUGUAAAUAUUAAUUAGUACGCUCGGAUUCAAAAUGGCACAAAAAAUUCAAGAAAAUGGAAAAUGCACAAAUUUAUUUAUAAGGAAACAUGUUUGAUGUGUACAGAACGUUAAGUUGAAAGAAUUAUUGUUUAUUUUAUGAUAAAUUAUAACGAGUUGUUACUAGGAUCUUUGUGGGAAUGCAAAGUCCUAUUAAUUUAUCUUAGUUUGUAGUCAAUUAUAAUGAACUCUUUGUGAUGUUGAAUGAAUUGAUUUUUAUCAUAUUUUUUCUUUUGUUUUGUAAAUACACAAUAAAAAUAAGACCAUCGUAUUAUUAGUCUGGGGGUUAAGCAGUGCACUGGUUACUGGGGCCAACCUAUCUCUCUUUGAGAGUUAGCUGUCUCUAUUCUAGGGUAAAUUGUUCCUUCCCAGGGGCCAAACCUCUCAUCUACCAAGACCGUUAGUGGGUAGUAAUUGCCACGCCCUGUACGAGGUGGCCCUAUUAACAAAACACUACGGAUCUAGAUUGGAAAGUCGAAAAACAUCUUCCACAACGAACCGUGCCUGACUGUAUUCGAACGGAGCCUCACUGAUACCUGGUCGCCUCAGUGAGUAAGUUUCACCUUACUGUGCUACGGUGGGCUAUCGGCACAAAUAAGUACACGUAUUAAAGCAAAGAAAAUUACAACUAAACAAGUGGAACCCCGUAUCGCAUACAACUGCCCAACCGGACGGAGGCACAUCUCCGAAAUACUGAGAGUUGGGUGACUAUACCCAAAAAGAGAGAAGCUAGGACGUCAAGCAGUGGACCCAAGGUCAACAUUGGUAUACUGUAAGGACAACAACCAACAAAGACCACUGCUCAAAAAGCAGGGACAAACAAAAGCACGUCUGAGAUCAGUAUAUCAGACGUCAGGAAGGAGACAAGCCUCAGCGGGGCAAGUGCUAAAUGAUACCUGCAUUAUCUGAAAGAAGGCCUGAAACCAGAAGAGGCCCUUAAGAAGGCUCAAGGCUGAGCUAAGCCAUCUUUAUCGGAGCCAAAAAAGCGGGAAGCAGCGGAAAUUAAUCCGCAUGAGGGGAAUGCUCCCAAAAAACCAAAACCUGAACUCAAGAAGGAUGAAAACCUGUCGUUACAAACAUGAUGAUCGGAUUGAGUCACAAGCCUCGGAGAAAUGCUAGGGCGUCCACCUCAGUCGACGCGGCAGGACGGGCCCCGGUCCUGUCG